AUGUGGAAUGCAACAGGUCCCGACUCGAAUCGAAAUGCUCCUCCGGGGGUUGUCCCUGAUUACAACCACCCGGAGGAUGUAUACUGGACGCUCAAUAUCGUUUUGACUGUCAUUUGUGUAUUUUUUGUUACAGCUUUCUUUCUUUGGUUCUAUGCCAGUACCGUUGUGUAUAUCCCCGCCUCCUUCUUCACCAAAGCGACCAUCCUCCUCCUCAUGGCACGAGUCUUUGCCGUCGAACCACGAGUCUCCAAGGGAAUCCGAAUAUUCAUCUGGGCAUUACUAGUCGCAUACAUCCCGAUCCAGAUUUUGCGAAUCGUCAAUUGUUAUCCUAUCCGAACAUAUUGGGAUCCGAAAGUCCACAACGCCCAUUGCCUCAACCAGCGAAAGAUAUUCUUUUCGGAUUUAUCGCUAUCAAUCGUUACCGAUCUCUUAAUUCUUCUCGUACCGAUACCGUUGACAUGCCAACUUAAUUUGUCUGUCGGGAAGAGAAUCAAGAUUGUGUUGCUUCUGGGAGCUGGAGGGAUUGCGACAGCUCUGACAGUCUUCCGAGUGGCGAAAGCGGUUGACUUUCUCAACUCUGACGACAUUACUGUGGAUUAUACUCCAAUUGCCAUUCUAACGAAUCUUGAAAUCACCAUUGGAUUCGUUUGCGCCUGUUUACCUUCACUCAAUUUGUUAAUUGAACAUCAUAUUCGAAAACGAAGACGACAACGACAAACCCAAACCGACGGCCGUGAUCGAUCACGAGCUUCCAUGAUUAAAAGACAUUUCAGAUGGAUGAGUUCUACCACACAUACACCCCCACAACCAUCUCGCCCUACGAAUCAACCUUCAGAUGGAAUGAUUGAUCUGGAUGUGGAAAUGGCCAUGUUAACAGGUCAACCUGUACGAUUACGAUCAGAGAGAUUGAGUAGUACCGAGUCUCUAGGACUUCGACCACUCGACCAUCGACCUAAUUCGGGAGACGGAAGACGGGAGGGAUGGUUAUCCCAAGAUCAGGACGACCAAGACGAGUUGCAGGAUAGUAAGUUUAUCAUGAAGAUGGUGCAAGAUUCGAGAGCUAGGGCGGAAGAAGGAGCGAAGGAAUCUUGGUGUCCAGUCUGGGACGGACCUAGAGAUCCUUUGGCAAGUCAUGGGAGUUGGAAGUAUAGCAUACGGACGCAUUGA
Messenger RNA from Fusarium venenatum, 1167 nucleotides. Lineage: Eukaryota; Fungi; Ascomycota; Sordariomycetes; Hypocreales; Nectriaceae. The record is from RefSeq and is a predicted model, not a curated record.